Messenger RNA from Camponotus floridanus (Florida carpenter ant), 1076 nucleotides. RefSeq names its product LETM1 domain-containing protein 1. NCBI's taxonomy places the organism in Eukaryota, Metazoa, Arthropoda, Insecta, Hymenoptera, Formicidae. The transcript has 3 exons. The coding region runs from base 1 to 1053 and encodes 350 amino acids. The record is from RefSeq and is a predicted model, not a curated record. Gene Ontology annotation, cellular component: mitochondrial inner membrane. Gene Ontology annotation, biological process: intracellular monoatomic cation homeostasis. Gene Ontology annotation, molecular function: ribosome binding.
AUGUACAAAAUCAUAUCCAGGAUACUUAUGCGAGAGAGCACGAACAUGUUGGAGCCCUUAAAACGCACCUCGAUACAACGUGGACUUGUGAAAGCGAUAAAGAGUGCGAAAGAGCCUGACAAAGUGGCUAACCUGAAAAAGUAUUGGUUUGACAAGUACAUGAAUUACAUCAAGAACUAUGAGCGCACGCUUGAACAAAGAUUUCCACGUACGAUGCAGGUGUAUCGCGUGUUCAGCAUCGGCAGUAAAGACGUGUACACGGACUUGAAAAGGUUUGUCUUGGCGAUAAAGAAACAAGGAUCGAAUGGCAUGGAUAGUUUGACGCGGGAGGAGCUGCAGUUGAUGUAUACGAUGCCGAGAGACCUGCGAAAACUGUCACCGUUGUUCCUGUUGUCGGCUGUUCCAUUUACGAAUUACAUUAUUUUUCCUCUAGCCGUUUACUUUCCACGUUACCUGUUGACAUCACACUAUUGGACGCUUCAGCAGAAAUUAGACUUCAUGCUGUCUGAUCAUAAGAACAGGCUCAAGCAUAACAGACCACUGUUCAGAUGCAUGCAGAUGGAGCUUAAGACCAUCAAAGAUCAAACACUCAGGAUAAAAUGGCGUGAUGUUAUAGCCUGUCUAGGAAGCGGUACGCAUCCAACCACCACGAAUAUUAUAGCAUGUUCUGAGCUCUUCUCGGGUCCACCAUAUUCCCUCAAUACUUUAAAGAGGAAACACAUGAGAGAAUUAUUAGCAAUACAUGGUAUGUCUCUGUGGAGACCUUUCAAAAGAAAAAGAUUGAUGGAAAGGGGUAUGUUAAUUUUGCGAAUGGAUCACGCUAUUGUAAGAGAAGGAGGAGUAAAAGCAAUGCCUAAUGAAGCAAUGCGAUGGGCCCUAUCCUUUAGAGGUGUAAACCCUACAAAUAUGUCUAUAGAAAGUAUGAGAAGCUGGCUUGAGCAAUGGUUAGCAGUAUCAACAUCUGUUGACAAAAAUAAUAUCUCUUUGUUAUUACAUAGCCCAAUUUUAUUAGCUUAUAAUCAUACAACAAAUUGGAUUCUUAUAUAUAAUUAAAGAUUCUUCAUUUUUGCUAGAUU